GUGGCGUGGCGAGUUUCUGCUGGCUCUGUCUCGCUCACCGCGCGCGCGCACGCUGACGCACACACAUAAGCCCGGUUGGAGCAGCGGCGGCGCGCAGAGCUCCGGAGCGCAAGCUGCAGGACAGACGGAGCCACACCGCCAUGAUGCUGCGGACAGCGGGGAGCGUCUUCAGGAGGUUCUCCACCUCCUCACAUUAUUACCAGAAUAAGCUGAAAUUAGCCAUUAUUGGUCAGAGUCUGUUUGGCCAAGAGGUUUACAGCAACCUGAGGAAGCAGGGUCACAAGGUGGUGGGCGUGUUCACCGUUCCUGAUAGAGACGGCAAGGCCGACCCUCUGGCGGUGGCGGCGGAGAAGGACGGCACGCCAGUGUUCAAGUUUCCCAGGUGGCGUGUGAAAGGAAAGCCUAUCCAGGACGUGGUUGACGCCUACAAGUCAGUGGGGGCGGAGCUAAACGUCAUGCCCUUCUGCUCCCAGUUCAUCCCUAUGAACGUGAUCGACCAUCCCCAGCACGGCUCCAUCAUCUACCACCCGUCCAUCUUACCUCUGCACAGAGGAGCUUCUGCCAUCAACUGGACUCUGAUCCACGGUGAUAAAAAAGCUGGCUUCACGGUGUUCUGGGCCGACGACGGUUUGGACACGGGGCCCAUCCUGCUGCAGAGGGAAUGCGCCGUGGAGCCCAACGACACCGUGGACACGCUGUACAACCGCUUCCUGUUCCCAGAGGGCAUCAAAGCCAUGGUGGAGGCGGUGCAGCUCAUCGCUGACGGGAACGCCCCUCGCAUCCCGCAGACGGAGGACGGAGCCAGUUAUGAGGGCAUCCAGAAGAAAUCCAACGCCAAGGUUAACUGGGCCCAGCCAGCCGGGGCCAUCCACAACUGGAUCCGGGGCCACGACAAAGUUCCCGGAGCCUGGACCCUCGUGGAUGGACAGCCCGUCACCCUGUACGGCUCCUCCAUGUUGGGGGGGGCGGUCCCGGCCGGUCAGCCGCUGGAGAUCGAGGGAGCUUCCCGACCCGGCCUGGUGACGAAGAACGGGCUGGUCCUGUACGGAACCGACGGCAAAGCUCUGCUGGUCAAGAAUCUGCAGUUUGAAGACGGGAAGAUGAUCCCAGCUUCCAAGUUCUUCAGCGCAGGAGAGAGCGCCAGCGUGGAGCUGACCGACGAGGAGAAGAAGAUGGCGGAGGAAAUCCGGAACAUCUGGAAGGGAAUCCUCAGCAACGUAGCCGCCAUCGAGGACACGACGGACUUCUUCAAGUCUGGAGCUGCUUCCAUGGAUGUGGUCAGGUUGGUGGAGGAGGUGAAGCAGAAAUGUUCCGGCGUCCAGCUGCAAAACGAGGACGUCUACAUGGCCACCACCUUCCAGGACUUCAUCCAGAUGUUUGUCCGCAAGCUUCGAGGCGAGGACCAGGAGGAGGAGCUGGUGGUGGACUAUGCGACUAAAGAAGUGAACAACAUGACGGUGAACAUGCCGUACCAGUGCUUCAUCGACGGAAGGUUUGAGGACGCCGAAAACGGGAAAACAUACGACACCAUCAAUCCUACGGACGGAUCAGUGAUCUGUAAGGUGUCGUACGCCUCGGUGGGAGACGUGGACCGCGCCGUCGCUGCCGCCAGAGAAGCUUUUGAAAACGGCCCCUGGGGCAGGAUGAACCCCAGAGACAGAGGAAGUCUGCUCUAUCGGCUGGCAGACCUGAUGGAGGAGCACCAGGAGGAGCUGGCCACCAUCGAGUCCAUCGACUCCGGAGCCGUUUACACGCUCGCCCUGAAAACUCACGUGGGAAUGUCCAUCCAGACGUUCCGAUACUUCGCAGGCUGGUGCGAUAAGAUCCAGGGAAAGACGAUCCCCAUCAACCAAGCUCGACCCAACAGGAACCUGACCUUCACCAGGAAGGAGCCUCUGGGAGUCUGCGCCAUCGUUAUCCCAUGGAACUACCCUCUGAUGAUGCUGGCCUGGAAGAGCGCCGCCUGUCUGGCGGCGGGGAACACUCUGGUCCUGAAACCCGCCCAGGUGACUCCUCUGACCGCCCUGAAGUUUGCUGAACUUUCGGUAAAAGCCGGAAUCCCUAAAGGAGUCAUCAACAUCCUGCCAGGCUCCGGGGGCAUGGUGGGGCAGAGACUCUCUGACCACCCAGACAUCCGGAAGCUGGGCUUCACAGGCUCCACCCCCAUCGGUAAACAGAUCAUGAAGAGCUGUGCGCUCAGUAACCUGAAGAAGGUCUCCCUGGAGCUGGGGGGCAAAUCCCCCCUCAUCAUCUUCAGCGACUGCGACAUGGACAAGGCUGUUCGCAUGGGGAUGAGCUCGGUCUACUUCAACAAGGGGGAGAACUGCAUUGCUGCAGGACGGCUGUUCGUGGAGGAGUCCAUCCAUGAUGAGUUCAUCAGCAGGGUGGUGGAGGAGAUCAAGAAGAUGAAGAUCGGCGAUCCUCUGGAGCGCUCCACAGACCACGGCCCGCAGAACCACAAAGCCCACCUGGACAAGCUGCUGGAGUACUGCGACACAGGUGUGAAGGAGGGAGCCACGCUGGUGUACGGGGGCAAGCAGGUGGACAGGCCAGGGUUCUUCAUGGAGCCCACCGUCUUCACCGACGUGGAGGACCACAUGUUCAUCGCUAAGGAGGAGUCCUUCGGACCCGUCAUGGUCGUCUCCAAAUUCAAAGACGGGGACGUGGACUGCGUGCUUCAUAGGGCCAACGACACCGAGUACGGCCUGGCGUCGGGCGUCUUCACCCGGGACAUCAACAAAGCCAUGUACGUCAGCGAGCGGCUGGAGGCCGGAACCGUCUUCAUCAACACCUACAACAAGACCGACGUGGCCUCGCCGUUCGGAGGCUUCAAGCAGUCUGGCUUCGGCAAAGACCUCGGAGAGGACGCUCUGUCGGAAUACCUCAAAACCAAAGCAGUGACUGUGGAGUACUGAGGCCGUUCCUUCCACUGUCACCGGGAUCUACCAGCAGCCGGAGGCGACUGGGCUCCUCUAGGGAAUAUCAGGCAGAUGAGGAAGAACGGAGGAAGUUUCAGGCCUUCCUGUUAUCAGGAUGGAGGGAAAUUCACCCUUCUCUCUUCCUUUUCUCAGCGCAGCACAAACCAGCCAUUCUUCAUCCUCAGACGAAGUGAAUGUUUUUAUGGCCCAGCGUGUCUGAAUGGGUUUUUAAUCCGAUCUAGCUCCGCCCCCUAUGGAGUGAAUACACGUCCAUUAUUAUUGCAAGCAAAGAAAAUCUGUUUUAAAUGAAAAAUAGUAAAGAAAUCCAGGAGUUAAAUUACUAACAUCUUACUCAAAAAAGGUUUUGAGGGGUUUCUAUUUAGAAUUUAUUUUAAAUUUUUCUUUUUCAAGAAUUUUUUUAAAGAUUUUAUAUCAUUAGAUUUUAUUUAUUUUUUCAGAUUAAAAAGUUUUCUUUACUUCAAGCCAAACGCUCGGUGGCUAACGCCCAGCAGACCAAUAGAAACGCGUUCGCUCUCCUCCAGAGGUGAAAAUAAUGCAAACAUUUUAAACUCAAUUCUUAAAACAUUUGAAAAAUGCAAUACAUAAAAAAAAAUUUGAACAAAUAAAAUGUUAAAACAUAAAAAAAAGAAAUAAAACAAUUAAGAAAAAUAAUAUUUGAGAAAAAACAAAUAUACGUUAAUCUUUUAUUUAUGGACUAAAGUUUCUAUAUUUCCAUUUACAAACUGCUGUCUGCUUGCACCAAUAAUGGACCAGAGUUCACUCCAUAGCCUGCACCAUCCUGCAGUCUGAGCGUAAAGCAAACGGCCGUUAAUGAGUGAACAGUUAAUGAGGGAACGCAGCUCGUUAAGGAAACCCUGAAUAAAGGGCGGUUUCCAUGUUUGA
Cyprinodon tularosa is the source of this 3821-nucleotide messenger RNA. It is a transcript of the gene aldh1l2, whose product is annotated as aldehyde dehydrogenase 1 family, member L2. NCBI's taxonomy places the organism in Eukaryota, Metazoa, Chordata, Actinopteri, Cyprinodontiformes, Cyprinodontidae. Gene Ontology annotation, cellular component: cytoplasm. Gene Ontology annotation, molecular function: aldehyde dehydrogenase (NAD+) activity; formyltetrahydrofolate dehydrogenase activity. The transcript has 22 exons. The record is from RefSeq and is a predicted model, not a curated record. The coding region runs from base 141 to 2915 and encodes 924 amino acids. Gene Ontology annotation, biological process: one-carbon metabolic process; 10-formyltetrahydrofolate catabolic process; biosynthetic process.